Molecule: messenger RNA, 1314 nt
Organism: Paramecium sonneborni
Lineage: Eukaryota; Ciliophora; Oligohymenophorea; Peniculida; Parameciidae
Source: the annotation of a GenBank genome assembly
AUGAAAAAUAUGGUACAUUAUAAAGCCUCGCUUUUGAGAAAACAAAAUAAUGAGUAGGAACGUCGAUAUUUAUACUUGGUUGAAAAUUACCUCAUAAUAAAUAAGGUAUUGUAUUUGAUUUAUUAGUAUAGAGAGAGAGUCUAAAUAUGAUUGAUAGAAAAUUUGAUUUGACUUCAAUGGACUGUCAAAUCAAAUGGCAUUAUGAGUAAGAGAGAAAAAUUAUUUAGAAAUAACAUAAUCAAAGAAAUGAUGGUGUAUAACACAAAAUACAAUUAAAGAAUUAUAUAUUGUGAAAAGAAUGAGAUUUUAGAAGAGUUAUAAAACAAACUUAAUGGAAAAGCAUACUAUAGAAAUUUUAAAUCAUUUUACCAGAAAUUAGAGGUAAUUAAAUGUCAUAAAAAUGUCGAAGUAAUUUCCAUCAUUUUAUAUAGAUAAUGAUAUGUAAAAAUUUAUUAACAGAAGAGAUUGUAGUAGCAAAAUAAGUGAAGUUUCCAAAAAAUAAACAAACUGAUUCUGAACAUUAUGUAAUAAGUUCUUAUAAAUUUUAGUCUUUCUUAUUGAACGAAGCUAAGAUUCAUAUGAAAUUAUCUUACAAUCCUCAUUAAUAUCUUUUAGGAGCAAGCUAAAUUUUUUUAUGUGAUCAAUCAAUUAUUUAUAUAAUGCACCAUUGUAAAGGUGGAACACUCUACUAAUAUUUAAUUGAAAAUGAUUUAAAUUUGCCUGAAUUAGUGACUUAAGAAAUAAUGAGAAAAUUACUAUUAGGACUUGAUCACCUCCAUUAACUUGGAAUUAUGCAUAGAGAUAUAAAAUUGGAUAAUAUUAUGUUAUUGAGAAAAAAUGAUCCUAAUUCAAUUACAAUUAUGGAUUUCGGAUAUUCAACAUUCAUUGAAGAGGAAAGGUUUACAUUUUAAAGAUGUGGUACACCUGGUUAUAUUGCUCCAGAAAUUUUAAAUAUGAAUCAAUAUAAUGAAUUAUGUGAUAUUUAUAGUUUGGGGUGUGUGUUCCACGCUUUAUUAACUGGAAAAAAAAUAUAUCAGACACCUAAGUCAACAAAAGCUUCCGAUUUAUUGAUAUUGAAUAGAAAUAGCAUUAUUUCAUUAUCAUAGAUCUGCAAUCUCAAUGCACAAGAAUUAUUAUAAUCAAUGAUAUCUGUUGCUAAAUCAAGGCCCAGUGCAACAGUCUGUUUAUAGCAUUCAUAUUUUGAAGAAGAAUAAUUUUAAAUAGAAGAUCUAAGCACAUAGUAAUUAUUAUUAAUAUUAUUUUAGAUUAAGGCAACUAGAUUUUCCGUAACUCAAAAAUCCAUUUAAAUCUUGA